GUUUUUUCUAACACCAUUUUGAAUAUUUGAUUAUUGAUUUUUCAUUUAUUUCUUUCCCGUUCUUCUUCUUCUUCCGUCAACUCGCAUCGCAUCAAUGAGCGUGCCCGGUCGUGCCGGAGUUCGAGUCGUCGUCGUCGGCGACCGCGGCACCGGAAAAUCAAGCCUCAUAGCUGCUGCGGCGUCGGAUUCCUUCCACGACGCCGUUCCGCCCCUGCUUCCUCCCACUCUUUUGCCCGUCGAUUUGUACCCCGACAACGUUCCCAUCACCAUCAUCGACACAUCCUCCAGCUUGGAGAAACAAGCAAAGCGAAAUGAAGAAUUGAGAAGAGCUGAUACCGUGGUUUUAACAUAUGCUUGCAAUGAUCCGCAGUCGUUUUCGCGGUUGGGUUCUUACUGGAUUGAGGAACUGCGGAGGUUGAAGGUGGAUGUACCUGUAGUUGUAGUUGGUUGCAAGUUAGAUCUGCAGGAUGAAAGCCAGCAUGUGAGUUCGGAGCAACUCAUGAAAGAGCUUCUACUACAGAACGAGCAAAUUGUCACCUGCAUUGAAUGCUCUGCUUCUACACUAUACCAGGUCCCUGAAGUUUUUUAUUUUGCACAAAAAGCGGUACUAUAUCCUGUACAUCCAUUAUAUUGUCAUGAAAGUCAGGCUUUAACAGAUCGAUGCGUAAGGGCAUUGAGAAGAAUAUUUGUUCUUUGUGACUCUGACAUGGACGAUGCUCUUAAUGAUGCAGAACUAAACGAUUUCCAGGUUAGAUGUUUCAAUGUGGCAUUGAAAUCAUCUGAAAUAGAAGGGAUAAAAACAGUUGUACAUCAGAAUGUACCUGAAGGAAUCAACUCGCGUGGUCUUACUUUUCCAGGAUUUCUUUAUGUCCAUACUAUGUUCCUAAGGCAACAGCGUGCUGAGGCAUUAUGGGCUGUUUUAAGAAGCUUUGGAUAUGAUAUUGAUUUGAAGCUCCAGGAUCAUUUCCUUCUUGUUCCAUCUAAGAAUGCUUCUGAUCAGAGUGUGGAACUGACAGGUGAAGCUGUAGAGUUUCUAUAUGGUAUCUUCCGACUGUUAGACACGGAUAAAGAUCGGGCCCUACAACCUGCUGAAGUUGAUAAGCUAUUUUGUACUGCUCCAGAAAGUCCAUGGAAUGAUUCUCCAUAUGCGGAUGCUGCGGAGAGAACUGACAUGGGUUACAUAUCUCUUAAUGGAUUUCUGUCCCAGUGGGCCCUUAUGACAUUACUUGAUCCACCACGUAGCCUAGCCAAUUUGAUUUAUAUUGGAUAUAGUGGUAAUCCGGCUGCAGCACUCCAUGUUACUCGUAGAAGAUCAGUAGAUCGCAAGAAGCACGCAACAGAAAGGAAUGUGUUCCAAUGCUAUGUUUUUGGUUCAAAAAAUGCAGGGAAAUCUGCUCUGUUGGAUGCAUUCUUGGGAAGGCAUUUUUCGACCAAUUAUACUCCGACUACAGUUGAGAAGUUUGCUGCAAAUGCUAUUGAGUUAAUUGGGGGAACUAAGAAAACUCUUGUAUUGCGGGAGAUACCAGAGGGUGAAGUAUCGAAAGUAUUGUCAAAUCAGGAUUGUUUGGCAGCAUGUGAUGUGGCUGUUUUUGUAUAUGACAGCUCAGAUGAGUCUUCAUGGAAGAAAUCCAGAGAUUUGCUUGAGAAGGUUGCUAUGCAAGGAGAUCUGACUGGCCACAGAGUUCCUUGCCUCCUUAUUGCUGCUAAGGACGAUUUAACUCCAUACCCAAGGGCAGUCCAAGAUUCAGUGAAGGUUACUGAGGAAUUGGGAAUAGAGGGACCUAUUCAUGUGAGUAUGAAAUCAGGUGAUUCAAGUAAUGUGUACAACAAAAUUAUUAGUGCUGCAGAACACCCUCAUUUAAGCAUUCCAGAGACUGAGAUUGGGAGGAAAAGAAAGCAAUACCGCCGGCUUCUUCAGAAUUCUCUUAUUUACGCCUCAGUUGGGACUGCUGUGGCAGUUGUUGGUGUGGCCGCAUUUCGUGUAUAUGCAAUGAAGAAGAACUCUUCUGCGUAGUAGUCAUCUGGCAACUUCAUGCUAAUAGUGCUGCUGAUGUAUCUGUUGAAUUUGUGCUCAGUAUUUUGCUGAGAAACCUUAAGUAGAAUACAUUUUGUGUAGCAAUGUCUAUUUUUUUAUUUUUUUUGCAUUGAUAGCUUGUUAUAUAAUUUCCUAGAUAUGAUUAUUAACCUUUUGCAUUCAGUGUGAUUUUCAUUUUGAAUAGGGCAAA
Molecule: messenger RNA, 2225 nt
Organism: Lotus japonicus
Lineage: Eukaryota; Viridiplantae; Streptophyta; Magnoliopsida; Fabales; Fabaceae
Product: mitochondrial Rho GTPase 2-like
Exons: 14
Coding region: 95-2014 (639 amino acids)
Biological process (GO): mitochondrion organization; small GTPase-mediated signal transduction
Cellular component (GO): mitochondrial outer membrane
Molecular function (GO): GTPase activity; calcium ion binding; GTP binding
Source: RefSeq, a predicted model, not a curated record